Asparagus officinalis (garden asparagus) is the source of this 2142-nucleotide messenger RNA. RefSeq names its product E3 ubiquitin-protein ligase arih1. Gene Ontology annotation, biological process: ubiquitin-dependent protein catabolic process; protein polyubiquitination; positive regulation of proteasomal ubiquitin-dependent protein catabolic process. The transcript is spliced from 5 exons. Gene Ontology annotation, molecular function: ubiquitin protein ligase activity; nucleic acid binding; RNA-DNA hybrid ribonuclease activity. The coding region runs from base 314 to 1894 and encodes 526 amino acids. The record is from RefSeq and is a predicted model, not a curated record. Lineage: Eukaryota; Viridiplantae; Streptophyta; Magnoliopsida; Asparagales; Asparagaceae. Gene Ontology annotation, cellular component: cytoplasm; ubiquitin ligase complex.
UAAUAAUAAUAACCCAAUGAAAGAUUCCUCCCCCCCUCUCUAUUUACAGAAAUGGGUUCUCUUUUCAAAUCCCUAUAAAUUCUUAAAUCCAUCUUAAUUAGAGCCUUCUACCGAAAAAAAAAAUCAUCUUUUUUGAGCUCAGCUCUCCGCUAGAUCCCAACUCCGCUCAACUCGGAGAUGAGGAUUUUGAGAGCAGCUUUCCGUCGAGACAUUCACGAGGAAUGAAGAUUUUGUGAUUCGAUUCUGUUGGGUUUCUUCUGGAUUUUGAUUAACAGAACCCCCAACAAGUCCCGUAUAAUUAGCCCGAAGAUUAAUGGGUAGCCAUCAUGAUGACGUCGAGGAAGAAUUCAGAAGCUGCUGCGAGGAUGAAGAGUGGCAAGAUACGGAGGAAUGCCUAGCUGAACUGCUCUCCUCGGACGAAGAAGUAGAAGAAGAUGCCGACGACGACGACGACGACGACGGAGCGUCGUCGGGUGAGAGCGAAGACGAAGACGGGGUCUCGUUGAGGGUUUUCUUUAAGGGGGUGUCCGUCUCCGAGGGGGGCGGGGGUUUGGGAGCGAAGGCUUCUGGGAUCGGAGUCGUCAUGGAGACGUCCGGCGGCGAUUCUGUCUUCAAGGUGCAGAAGAAGCUAGAUUUCUUUGUGGAUGUUUUGGUUGCUGAGCACCUAGCCCUCUUGGAUGGCCUGAUUGAGGCUCAGAGGAACGGUGUUCAGAGGAUCGUCGCGUUGACUGAUAACGAAGAGGUCUAUCAUCAGAUUGCUGAAGCAGUGCCACAUGAAGACCAGCUGUUAGUAGCUCUAGGAUACAGGAUACUCGAACUGUCUAAUGAUUUCGAAGCCUUUGUUCUGAAGCUAGUAUGUAGAUCUGAGCUUGUGCGGCCAUUGAAAUUAGCCCGAGAAGCAGUUGGCAUUUUAGAUGCAUCUAUUAACCAGUGUCUCGUCUGCUGCUGUGAGGAGAAGCAACAAUCUCAAAUUAUUAAGUUGAAAUGUUCCCAUAGUUUUUGUCUAAAUUGCAUGAUUGUUCAUGUGGAGGGAAAAUUGCAAGCUUUGCAAGUUCCGAUAAAAUGUCCCCAAGUAAGAUGCAAGUAUCACAUAUCGAAAAAUGCAUUCAAGUCCUUUCUUCCAAUUUCUUGCUAUCAAUCACUAGAAAGAGCCACAAUGGAAGCUAAAGUUCUCAACCUGGAUAGAGUCUAUUGUCCUUUCCCAGAUUGUUCAGUGCUUUUUAGUCCAGGACAACAUUCAGCUUCAAGGGCAAGUUCGUCGAAUCAGUAUGAGAUCAAUUGUGUUGAGUGUCAAGAAUGUUGUAGGCUUUUGUGCUCUAGUUGUGGUGUGCCAUGGCAUUCUUCAAUGAGUUGCGAGGAGUAUCAAAGUUUAUCCGUAGAGGAGAGAGAUGCCGGGGAUGCUAAUUUGCUCCGCUUGGCACAAAAUAACAACUGGAGGCGAUGCCAGCAGUGUAGGAGGAUGGUUGAGCUUACACAAGGAUGCUUCCGUGUAACAUGCUGGUGCGGGCACGAGUUCUGCUACUCCUGCAGUGCAGGAUACCACUCUGGCACCCAAACAUGCCAGUGCACAUUCUGGGGCGAUGAACAAGAAAGCUCCGAACCCUCCACUCCUUCAAACCACGAAGCUGACCAAUGGAGAUGGGAGCCUUUCGAUCCUCUUCCAUCAAUCACCGACAAUUACUCUGAGCAAGAACGAGCUCAACUUGCUCUCAUCCAAAGAUUUCUCGCUGGAGGAUUCGGCAUCAAUGAUGAUCAUCAUCAUAACCAAAUUCAAUCUCCUCCUAGAUGCUCAGACUCAUAUCUUGAUGCCAUUAAGGAUCUCAACCAGCUUCCUUGGCUUGAGAGGUUUGUUUCAGUUAUUAGUGAUAGCUAUCAUGAGGAUUAUAUCCAAUGAAGAGAGAAUAGAAGUUGUGGUUAAAAUUAUUUUUCGUGAAUAAGGUGUUUUUAAGGCCAUUGUUGAGGUGGUUGGUGUUAAAAGAUUACAAUUAUCAUCUUAUUGAAGAGAUAUGCUCAGAGAAUUGUAGAUUGGGAGCAUUUUAUGUUUGAUUACAGUGGUAAUUAGUUGGGGAGCAGGUUUGAUGAACAUUGUGCGAAAAAUAUAUAUGCUGCAAAACUAAAAUAAUUUGCAAAAUUUGUUAAGGA